Messenger RNA from Phyllopteryx taeniolatus (common seadragon), 1570 nucleotides. It is a transcript of the gene gdi2, whose product is annotated as GDP dissociation inhibitor 2. The record is from RefSeq and is a predicted model, not a curated record. Bases 114 to 1457 code for a protein of 447 amino acids. Gene Ontology annotation, biological process: small GTPase-mediated signal transduction; vesicle-mediated transport; protein transport. Gene Ontology annotation, cellular component: cytoplasm. Gene Ontology annotation, molecular function: Rab GDP-dissociation inhibitor activity. The transcript has 10 exons. NCBI's taxonomy places the organism in Eukaryota, Metazoa, Chordata, Actinopteri, Syngnathiformes, Syngnathidae.
UGAGCCCCAGCCCUGAGCCCAGCCCCUUACCACUUCAGCCCCGCAGGAUCUCCAUUUUCUUCUUCUUUCCCUGUCAAGGAGCUCCGCCACCACAAUCCAAAGGCUUAUUCGAAAUGAAUGACGAAUACGACGUUAUCGUCCUCGGCACCGGACUGACGGAAUGCAUCUUGUCUGGAAUCAUGUCGGUGAAGGGGAAGAAGGUGCUACACAUGGACCGCAACUCUUACUAUGGAGCUGACAGUGCCUCCAUCACGCCUUUGGAUGAUCUCUACGCACGCUUCAACCUCCCCGGCAAACCUCCCGAGUCCAUGGGAAAAGGUCGGGAUUGGAACGUGGACCUCGUCCCAAAAUUCCUCAUGGCCAAUGGUCAACUGGUCCGCAUGCUGCUGAUCACCCAGGUGACCCGUUACCUGGAUUUCAAAGUGAUCGAGGGCAGCUUUGUGUACAAGGCCGGCAAAAUUUACAAGGUCCCCUCCACGGAGGCCGAGGCUCUGAUGUCGAGUCUGAUGGGCAUGUUUGAGAAACGGCGCUUCAGGAAAUUCCUGAUCUACAUUGCCAACUUUGACGAAAACGACCCCAAAACCUUGGAAGGCUUCGACCCCCACAAGACGACCAUGAAAGCUAUUUUUGAGAAGUUCAACUUGGGCAAGGAUGUCAUCGACUUCACUGGCCACUCCCUUGCUCUCUACCGCACAGAUGAAUACCUGAAUCAGCCCUGCAUCAACACAAUAAACAGGAUAAAGCUUUACAGUGAGUCACUCGCCAGAUAUGGCAAGAGCCCAUACCUCUACCCCCUGUACGGCUUGGGAGAACUGCCACAAGGUUUUGCCAGGCUGAGUGCCAUCUACGGUGGGACGUACAUGUUAAACAAGCCCAUUGAGGAGAUAGUGAUGGAGAACGGAAAGGUGGUUGGAGUCAAGUCCGAGGGGGAGAUCGCCAGGUGCAAGCAGCUGAUUUGCGACCCCAGUUACUUCAUGGAGCAAACCUCCAAAGUGGGCCAGGUGAUCAGGGCCAUCUGCAUCUUGAGUCACCCCAUCAGCAACACGGGCGACAUCAAUUCUUGCCAGAUCAUCAUCCCCCAGAACCAGGUUAACAGGAAGCACGACAUCUACGUUUGUAUGAUCUCCUUCGCUCACAACGUGGCGGCACAGGGCAAAUACAUCGCCAUCGCCAGCACCACGGUGGAAACGAAUGACCCCGAGAAAGAGAUCAAGCCCGCCCUGGACCUACUGGAGCCCAUCGAGCAGAAGUUUGUCAGCGUCAGUGACCAGUUUACUCCUAAUGACGAUGGCACUGAAAGCCAGAUUUUCAUCUCCCGUUCAUACGAUGCCACCACCCACUUCGAGACUACCUGUGACGACAUCAAGAGCAUCUACCGGAGGAUGACUGGAUCAGACUUUGACUUUGCCGAGAUGGAGCGCGGGAAGAAAGACAUCUACGGCGACGCUGCCGAGUAGAGACCGCCACGGCCACAACGCACUCCUCAUCAUCACAGACGAACGCUGCCCAAAACUGAAACCUCAUAUAGAAAGAAUACUGACUCAAAAUAAAUGUACACAUCCCAAGUUUA